AUGGGUGGUGGAGAUCUUAAUAUGAAAAAGUCCUGGCACCCCGUCCUUCUAGUCAAUCAAGAGAAGGUCUGGAAAGCCGAGAAGUCUGCGAAUGAGGAACGCAAAAAGCUUGCCGACCUGCGCAAGGAGCGCGAGGAGGAACGACAGCUUGAAGAGCUUCAUCGGCUUCAGGAAGCCUCGACGGGAAAGAAGAGGGUGGAGAAGUUGGAUUGGAUGUAUGCGGCUCCUGGAGCUGAGGGAGGAGCGCUAGGUGGGGCGAGGUUGGGUGAGAAGGAAAUGGAGGAGUAUCUGUUGGGAAAGAAGAGGGUGGAUGAGGUUCUUGGGCAAGGAGACAAAAAUGUUGGUGCAGCAAGCCGAGAGUUUAUCGCCGUUCAGAACGCCAACACUGCUCGAGACACUGCCUCCAAGAUCCGUGAAGACCCUCUUCUUGCCAUCAAGAAACAAGAGCAAGCCGCUCUUGCCGCCCUGAUGAACAGGCCCGACAUCAGGAAGCAGCUGAGAGAGGCAAAACUGAAGAAGGAAGAGAAGGAGAGGAGAAAAGGAGAGAGUAAGGAGGAGCGGAAAGCGAGGAAGAAGGCCGAGAAGCAUGCAGAGAAGGAGGACCGACGAAUGUCGAAGCACCGAUCGCAUAGAGACCGGGACUCGCGGUCACCAGUCUCUGAUUACUCUGAUGAUCGUGACAGGCGACGCCAUCGCGACUCUUACGACAACCGUGACAGAGACGACAGGCGUCGCUCCCGCGACCGACCUCGAUCUAUCUCACCCAAACGAGAGCGAGAGUACAGCAAUGAUAGAGAUGUGGAUUACAGGCGAAGAGAUGACAGAAGGCCCAGGGAUCAGAGCCCUAGAAGGGAUGGGUACAGACGAGAUGACAGGGAUGACAGAAGGAGGGAUGACAGAAGGAGGGACGACAGAGACGACAGGAGGUGGAGGGAUGAACCCAGAGAAGGGCGAAACGACCGCGCCCCGCCGCCUCAUCAUCCUUACCCCGUUUCUGCACCAUCUUCGCGUCCUCCUCCUCCUCGUCCCCAACCUGCUCCCUCUACCGUGAACCCCCAAUCUCAAACGCUCGAAGACCAGCGUGCUGCCCGUUUGGCCGCCAUGUCUUCUUCUGCCGACCAAAUGUAUGCCGAACGCUCCAAGACCCUCGCAAACAGGGCAGAGCAGGAGAGGUUGGAGCUCGCACGCGAAGAGAGCAUGAGACAGAAGUAUGGUCAGGAGCAGGCGAGCGCAGGAUUCUUCAAGGCGCAGACCGGCAUGGGUCUGUCCGAAGCGCUGUCCAGGAGGGCGGGCAAGGGGCUGUUGAAAGAUAUCUAG
Molecule: messenger RNA, 1317 nt
Organism: Cryptococcus wingfieldii CBS 7118
Lineage: Eukaryota; Fungi; Basidiomycota; Tremellomycetes; Tremellales; Cryptococcaceae
Product: pre-mRNA-splicing factor CWC25
Exons: 4
Coding region: 1-1317 (438 amino acids)
Biological process (GO): mRNA splicing, via spliceosome
Cellular component (GO): U2-type spliceosomal complex
Source: RefSeq, a predicted model, not a curated record